UCACGAGCAGUGUUCUACUUCCAUCAUCCCCAGCAAUGGCGGUACACAACACGACGAUGCUUUUCCUGGGCCUCCUCUUGGCCGGAGCCAUCGCGGUGGCCGCCCAGAAUUGCGGCUGCUCUGCCGACCUCUGCUGCAGCAAGUACGGCUACUGCGGCACCGGCGACGACUACUGCGGCGACGGGUGCCAGUCGGGACCGUGCUACUCCUCCUCCCCCCCCUCCAACGACGUCUCGGUGGCCGACAUCGUGACGCAGAGCUUCUUCGACGGGAUCAUCGGCCAGGCCGACGGCGGGUGCGCCGGCAAGAGCUUCUACACCCGCGACGCCUUCCUGACCGCAGCCGGCUCCUACCCGACCUUCGGCCACACCGGAACCGCCGACGACUCCAAGCGCGAGAUCGCCGCCUUCUUCGCCCACGCCACGCACGAGACCGGACACUUCUGCUACAUAGAGGAGAUCGAUGGCGCGUCGAAGGACUACUGCGACGAGAACAACACGGAGUGGCCGUGCGUUGCGGGGAAGGGCUACUACGGCCGCGGGCCGCUCCAACUCUCCUGGAACUACAACUACGGACCCGCCGGGCAAAGCAUCGGGUUCGACGGCCUGAACGCGCCGGAGACGGUGGCCAACGACGUCGUCGUCUCCUUCAAGGCCGCCCUGUGGUUCUGGAUGAACAACUGCCACUCGGCCAUCACGUCAGGCCAAGGAUUCGGCGCCACCAUCCGGGCGAUCAACGGCGACCUCGAGUGCGACGGUAAGAACACGGAGACGAUGAACGCUCGCGUCGGAUACUACAAGGACUACUGCAGCCAGUUCGGCGUCGACCCUGGAAGUAACCUCACUUGCUGAGCGCCGAAUUGCUACUGCUUACAAGCGGUGAUGGGGUAAUAAAAGCUUUGCUGCAAGUGUUUGCGGCGUGCUAUAUAUUGGAAUUUGUAGUACAAUAAUGGGAAGGAGAUAAAUUCAUAUA
Molecule: messenger RNA, 972 nt
Organism: Musa acuminata AAA Group (dessert banana)
Lineage: Eukaryota; Viridiplantae; Streptophyta; Magnoliopsida; Zingiberales; Musaceae
Product: chitinase 6-like
Exons: 2
Coding region: 36-851 (271 amino acids)
Biological process (GO): carbohydrate metabolic process; chitin catabolic process; cell wall macromolecule catabolic process
Molecular function (GO): chitin binding; chitinase activity
Source: RefSeq, a predicted model, not a curated record